AGGAAAACACACUACAUUGCACAUUUUUUGUCAAUGAACCAAAAAAACUAUUAAAACAAUACAAAAAUAUUGCAUAUUUAAAUAAUAAUUGUGAAAAAGGAAAACAUAAUAAUGAAUUCAUCAAAAAAUGACGAAAAACAAGAACUCAGUAAAGAAGAUGCAAAAGAAGACAUUGCCAGCAUAAAUGGCCGUUUGUGCUCCCAGAUGGAACCAGUUGAAGGCGAACCAAAAACAAAAGUUGUUAAAUUACAAACCAUACAAGAACCUCAGACCAUAGACUUGUCACUAAGGCAACCCUACACACAGAACGAAUUUGCCAAGAAUUUACAGCAAGAAUGGUUUAAAGAGUCUAAAGAAGAUUUCAAAGAUUCCGCCACACAAGCUGCAGUCUAUACAGACCCUUUUCAAAUUUGUCUUUUGCCCGAGCUAUUGGAAAACAAAGAAAGCUGCAAGUUGUUGGUAAAAGAAAUGGUGGAAAAAGUUCAUUGGUCACGUAAACAAAUGGAUUUAUACGAAUUCUAUCAAAGCACCGAUUUAUCCAAUAUGAUUGAAUGUAAAUUUUUGGCAAACUUCUUGCAAAUGUUAAGACGUUCUGUAAGACCUUGGUUGGAAAAGGUCACAAAUUUAAAAUUAGACUAUGUGUCUGCCUCCUGUUCAAUGUACAACUGUGGUGACUAUUUGCUGGUACAUGAUGAUUUACUCAAAGAUCGACAAAUUGCAUUCAUUUAUUAUCUGUCACCGUGGGAAAAUAACGAGGUAUGGUCUGACGGACAGGGAGGAUGUCUAGAAAUAUUCUCUAGCGAUGAAAAAUCCCUGCCUCAGUUUCCAGUGAAAAGAAAAAUUUCACCGAAAAACAAUCAAUUUGUCAUUUUCAAAGUUGGCUCCAAAUCAUUUCAUCAGGUGGGUGAAGUAACAACAUUUGAUUAUCCUCGCUUAACCAUAAAUGGCUGGUUCCACGGAGCUUCGAAUGAUGAUUUAGUGGCAGAUGCAUUGAGACCCUUCAACAAACUACAAUUUAAACCAGCCACAGAACCCACCUCCGAUUCAAUAGACCAUCUGCUAAAUGAGGUAUAUCUUAAGCCCACAACAAAGCGCAGUAUUCAAAAACGUAUCGAAGAUAACUCUGAAAUAUGUUUAUAUGAAUUUUUCCGCCGUGAGAUAUUUGAAGAAGCAUUAAAACAGCUUCUUAGCGAUGAUUCUCUUAAAUGGUCUCGCCAGGGUCCAGCUAAUGCACAAAAUUAUGAGGUUUUAGACAUAAAAACCUGCUCUAAAACUAUAGAGAAACUUAUACAGACAUUUUCCAACAAACAAAUGUUUUCUUUAUUGCGAGACUUUACUGAUUUAGACUUAUCGGGUCCAAAUUGCUCUAAGCCCUCCUUUAGUUUAGAAGUACAAAGAUGGUAUCACGGUGAUUACACUGUAUUAGGAGACGGUGCCAUAUGUGAAGAUAACACACUGGAUUUAAUCUAUUACUUGAAUGCAUCUGAAGGUGCAGCUGUAAUUACAUAUUUAUCACCGGACACAGAUCAAGCCCAUUCCUCGCAAAAACAUUCUAGUCAAAGUGAUACUGAUUCUCUGGAGGGCGAGGGCUUUGACGAUGAUGAUGAAUCUGUUUUGCUGACUAUUACACCGGUGGACAAUGCUCUCAAUAUUGUUUAUCGUUGUGAGGGUACAACUAAAUUUACAAAAUAUGUCUCCCGCAAUACCUCAUUGGACAAGGGACCAGUUUUUGUUAUUUCUUGCAGUUACAAGGAAUAAUUAUAUUUAAUUUCUUCUCAAAGAGAAGUAUUUUAUUUUUUUGCUAUCACUUACAUAGUGUUUCAUAAAUUAGACGUAUCUCAUUGAAUUUUUUAUUCGUUAAUAUUAGUUUUAUAGUAUCAUCUUUAUGAAAAACUAUUAUCUAUAUUUAAUUAUGAUAUUGUAUUAACACAUUUGUUAAGCUGAGAAAAUUAAGAACAUAUAAAUAUUGUAAAGUGAAAAUGCAACGCUUUUUGAAUAAAGAAAAAAAAUGAGUAUGAUCUAUAAUAAA
Calliphora vicina (urban bluebottle blowfly) is the source of this 2029-nucleotide messenger RNA. It is a transcript of the gene sud1, whose product is annotated as Prolyl 3-hydroxylase sud1. The transcript has 2 exons. Gene Ontology annotation, molecular function: L-ascorbic acid binding; iron ion binding; peptidyl-proline dioxygenase activity. Gene Ontology annotation, biological process: attachment of GPI anchor to protein; regulation of translational termination; peptidyl-proline hydroxylation. Lineage: Eukaryota; Metazoa; Arthropoda; Insecta; Diptera; Calliphoridae. Gene Ontology annotation, cellular component: cytoplasm; GPI-anchor transamidase complex. The coding region runs from base 112 to 1758 and encodes 548 amino acids. The record is from RefSeq and is a predicted model, not a curated record.